Messenger RNA from Cololabis saira (Pacific saury), 2958 nucleotides. It is a transcript of the gene patl1, whose product is annotated as PAT1 homolog 1, processing body mRNA decay factor. Gene Ontology annotation, molecular function: RNA binding. Gene Ontology annotation, biological process: P-body assembly; deadenylation-dependent decapping of nuclear-transcribed mRNA. The transcript has 20 exons. NCBI's taxonomy places the organism in Eukaryota, Metazoa, Chordata, Actinopteri, Beloniformes, Belonidae. The coding region runs from base 112 to 2532 and encodes 806 amino acids. Gene Ontology annotation, cellular component: P-body. The record is from RefSeq and is a predicted model, not a curated record.
CUCCGUCUUGCGUCAUGCGCGUUCAAGUGGACGUGCUCGUGCCCGCCUGCUGCGUCAUUUGCGCGCCUCCUCGCUCCCGAUGCACCUCUUUUCCCGACACGCAGAAGAUAGAUGUUUCGAUUUCAGUCCCUGGAUGACGACUGUACGUUGGAGGAGGAGGAUGAGGGACUGAAAGAGGAGGAAGAUGAAAUUGAUCAAUUCAAUGAUGACACCUUCGGCGCUGGGGCCAUCGAUGACGACUGGCAGGAGGAGCACAAGCGCCUGGCCGAGCUCGACUGUUUAGGAGCGGGGCUGGUGGGAGAAGCUGAACACACGUCCGCCCAUCUCCCUCCCUCGGCGGGCCGCCUCCCCGUCCCGUCUGCUCUCGGCUUCUCCUCAUCAUCGCCUGGACUUCCUCCACAAGAUGCGGACGACCGAGCAGGAGGAGGUGGCCUGGCCGAGUCGCUGGCUCGGUUCAUCCUGGAUGCCGACCCAGCCAUCGCGGGAGUUGGAGCGGCUGAGCGGCCCUCUCCCGGCUCCACAGGGUCCGGCCUGUCUGCCCUACACGGGCUGGACCAGUCCAGAGUCCUGGACCAGUCCAGAGUCCUGCCACAGCCCGCCUCCAUCCCACACCCUCCCCACCCCCAGCAGCUGCCCCCCGGACCGUCAGCCUCAGGACUUCCUUCUCUGUCCAUGAUCAACUUCCAACAGCAGCACCUGCUGCGCGCAGGCCCCGCCCCCAUCAGCAAGAUGAAUUCUCACAGUAUCUGGGAGAACAACAUGGGCUUUGGUCCGGUCAGCGUGACGCCUGGACUCCUCACGCACAUGGAGGACAGUCCUCUGAUGUCCAUCAUCAAAGAGGUGGGUCUUCCUAAACGGCCUCCUCAAGGUCGAAACGAUGAAGGACGAGACCUUUCGGAGAGGGUCCCGCCUCCGCGCUCCUCUUCUCCUGUGAUUGGCUCCCCCCCGGUCAGGGCGGUGCCUAUUGGGACUCCGCCCAAACAGCCAAUGACCCACGCCCUGAAUCAUCAGAUCCACCAUCCCACGGCGGUUCACGUGAGAGCGCCGGUCCAGCACAGAUAUCCCACUCCUUUCCCUGAGCGCCUGUCACCCAACACCCUCCUCAACAUAGCUAACUCUCCCCUGUGUCGCGGCCCCUUCCCUCCCAGAGUUGGUCCAGUUCUGUCGCAGAUCCAGCGAGCUCAGCUGCUCAACUCUCAGGUGGCAGGUUUUCCCCGCGGCGGCCCGGCCCCUCCUAUGUUGCCUGGGGGCUUCAGGCCGUUCUUCGGGGGACCUCCUCCUCCACACGGCCACAGGAUGGGCCCGCUGCCUCACGGCCCCCCCGUGCACGGGGCCCCCAUCCGACACAACACCACGCACCUGCACCCGCAGCACCGCCGCAUGCUGACCCAGCGCAUGCAGAGUCGAGGAGGGGACCGCGUGAGGGCGGGGGGCGACCGACGCAGCCGGGACCCCUACAGUAACCUGAUGACUCAGAAGGAGAAGGAGUGGGUCACCAAGAUCCAGAUGAUGCAGCUGCAGAGCACCGACCCGUACCUGGACGACUACUACUACCAGAAUUAUUAUGAAAAGAUGGAGAGGCGUCAGGACAAGGAGCGCGACAGCAGCAGUAAGAAGGAGCACACAACCAAGCUCAUCACGCCUCAGGUGGCCAAGGUUGAACACACCUACAGACCAGUCCAGUUCGCAGGUUCUCUGGGGAAGCUGACGGUGUCCAGCGUCAACAACCCCCGCAAGAUGAUCGACGCCGUGGUGACGACUCGCUCGGACGACGAGGAGAACAGGGAGAAGCAGGUGUGGAACAAGAGGCGGCAGAUCCUCUACACGGUGGAGAAGAUGUACAGCCUGCUCCUGGAGGUCCAAGACUUCGAGAAACGCUUCGUCCAGACUCCCGAGGAGGACCGCGAGACUCUGCUGGAGCAGCACAAGACCAACACGGAGCAGCUGUGCAGCUCCCUGCAGGACAAGGACUGGGAGGACAGGGUCGGCGAUGAGCAGUGUGUGCUGAUCAUGUCUGUGAGGAAGGGCAAGCGGCUCAUCGCUAGGCUCCUCCCAUUCCUGCCCCCGACCCAGGCCGCUGCUGUUGUCACGGCGAUCGCCCGCAACCUCCCCGCCUUAGUGAAGAAGGACAAACAGGAGCAGGUCCUCUGCUGCUUAGUGGAGCCGAUUUCUGCCGUCAUUCAGGCGUUGUCGAGCUCCGCCCUCACAGACCUGCUGCAGGAGCUUCAAGGCAGCGAGGGCCAGCUGGCUGCAGUCCUGCAAAACAAGUUGGGGGUGACGCUGCUGUACCUGAUCCUGAGUGAAGGUGAGAGGAUGCAGAGCUCCGAGCCCGACUGCCAGCUGAUGGACGACAACCGCUGGACUGAGUUGGUGUUUUCGGUGACGAGGGAGCUGCUCAGCAUCCCCCCCUCCUCCCUCUGUCCCCCCAUCUUCACGCCUCCCAACCUGCUCUCCCUUUUCUCACGUUACGUGGAUCGCCAGAGGUUGGAGCUGCUGCAAGACAAGCUACAGAUCACUGAUUUGUCCAGGUAGAGGUGACUACAACAUCCACGCCCCUCCCUCGCAGAACACCUGUGUGUGUGUGUGUGUGUGUGAGAGAGAGAGAGAGAAAGAGAGUGUGUGUGAGUUUGUUUGUGUGUUUGCUCUUGAGGUGAAACCAGGGAGGAUCAUUUUAAUGCAGCAAAAUCUGUCGUUUUGUGGUGUGUGUGUGUGUGUGUGUGUGUGUGUGUGUGUGUGUGUGUGUGUGUGUGUGUGUGUGUGUGUGUGUGUGUGUGUGUGUGUGUGUGUGUGUGUGUGUGUGUGUGUGUGUGUGUGUGUGUGUGUGUGUGUGUGUGUGUGUGUGUGUGUGUGGACACACCGCGUGAACAGUCUGAAUGACGAUGACAAUGGAUUCUGCAUUUUUAAAUAUCUUGUUUACGAUUAUGCCUGUGAUAAAAUUAAAAGUAUUUCUAUUCUAUA